Bemisia tabaci is the source of this 1345-nucleotide messenger RNA. The record is from RefSeq and is a predicted model, not a curated record. NCBI's taxonomy places the organism in Eukaryota, Metazoa, Arthropoda, Insecta, Hemiptera, Aleyrodidae.
CUGAUGCUUUUACGUAUGAUGCAAAUAUUCGUGCGUUACGGAAUAGAAUUACAUGCAUAAGCAUACUCGAAUAAAUGAAGGCGUUUUGACGGUCGCACUUCACUCCUCCUUUAAUUUAACUCCAUUGAAAGAGUUCAUACCUGCACAGACUUGACGUACAUAAUUUAAAAUAUCAUAUAUAGAUUGGCAAGUCUUUGAUACUUGAAUACAAAUAUGUUAUUCAGAUAUGAAGGACACACCAAUUUUCCCAGAUAUGUUAAACGCGGUCAUUCGCCUCUCAAAGGAGUAAACCACCGUUACAAAUGAUCUCUAACAGACACACGGGGCCCGGAAAGUUGGAGCUGCAUCUACUUGAAAAUACACAAGUUUAUUUGCAUGGAGCAGACGAGGUGCCUUUCAUCAACCACCCUCUUGAGGAACAGUUUACUGUUGAACUAGGGCAGACGGUCACGGCAAUAUUUUUGAUUCGAGAGAUAGUCAACGAUCCAUUUUUGGAAUCAGUGUCAGUCGAACAGAGAGCUUGUAGAUGGGCUAGCAGUGAAAAUUUCCUUUCUACGCACGUUCUCUACAGCUACUCUACGUGCAUUGUAGACUGCCGCGCUCGAGCCCAAAUGGAAAUUUGCUCGUGCGUUUCUCAAUUCAUGCCACGAAUGGGCGGGUUUCCUGCUUGUGAUUUGAACGGAUUAAUCUGUCUACAGGAGAAUAAAGAGAAUUUCAAUAACCUACGGUUAAAUACAUCAAAUGCCAAGGGCUUAGCAUGCGACUGUAUGGCAAGCUGUGAUGAACCUGAAAUAAACAUCGUUGAAACUUUAUACGAAGGGGAAGUGCCCACUUUUAAGGACCGUGACAUAGACAGAGACUGGUCUAAUGGGACAGGAAUAAACUCGAAGAUAACAAUAAAAAUGGAAUCAUUGCCAAUGGAGCAGUACAUCAGGAAACUAGUUCGAUCUCCACUUGAACUCAUUGUUUCGAUAGGAGGAAUUAUCGGCCUGUUUCUUGGACUUAGCAUGAUUGAUGUGAUCGAAUUAAUUCACUAUAUUUGUAUUAAGGGGAAUCCAUACAUAACAUGUCGAUGAAACGAUAAAAUCACUGUUCAUUUAGCCACGGCUCAUGUCGCAACGCAAUGGAUCGUAUUCGAUACAUCGAACAGGUGAGAUUGUAUCGAGAUCGAUUGGUUUAACAUGUGAACAUAGCCUCGAAAGUCAAUUGAGUAAGCUGAGGGAAAGGAUUUUUGGGAAAGAAUUGUGAUUCUCAUGAGUACAAAAUGGCAAUGCAAUGUGAAAUUUUUAGGAAUUUUGAGGCAUUUGAUAUGCCGCCUCAGUCGAUUUUGUCAUGAAUAAUUACC